AUGACUAAUAUCGAGGCUGCAAUUGGAGCUAUUAAUGCUCCAGAGCCUGGAGAGCCCUUUACAUAUACUGAAAUUGCAAAAAGGUUUGGUGUCAAUCGAUCCACGCUUAGUCAAAGACACCGAGGUCACCGCGCCUCCCGCGCUGAAGGCUAUCAAAAGCUAAAACUCCUUCACCUACACCAGGAGCAGGCCCUAAUCGCCUAUAUCAAUCGAUUGACAGACAGAGGCUUACCACCUACUCAGUCAAUGAUA
Messenger RNA from Bipolaris zeicola 26-R-13, 252 nucleotides. RefSeq lists its product as uncharacterized. The transcript has a single exon. The record is from RefSeq and is a predicted model, not a curated record. NCBI's taxonomy places the organism in Eukaryota, Fungi, Ascomycota, Dothideomycetes, Pleosporales, Pleosporaceae. The annotation marks the transcript as partial.